UAGCUUUGGUUUCUUAACCCGGAACUGAAUGGUUACAUUCCGAAAGUGCAAGCGAUAUUGGAAAUGUAGUUGUGUUUCUCGCGUAAACUUAAUCAGCUAGAAAUGUCAACCUUGUCAAAAGAAGACGCCAUCGGCUGUAGAAAGUUGUUGAAUUUACUCUCAGAGUAUGAUUUGUUAGCACUUAACGACACGGUAACUAAUAAGAUGAUUGCUGUUGGUAACACGAAAGAGGCAAUUGAGGCCAUUAUAACGUACUCAAAGAACUCAGAGGAACUCUUGAAGCGAAAGAAAGUCCAACGCGACAUCAUAUUUAAGUACCUAGCUAGCGAAGGUGUUGUUAUCCCAACGAACAGUGACAAACAUCAACUGGUGAAGGCGACUCUUGAGUUUUGGUCAUCGGGCAAGGUUUCUCAGAAAUCCCAUCGUGAAAAGGACAGUGAGGUCACGGGUGAUGGUCUAUCUAAUGUUGUUACAUUGGGGAGGCAAUUUUGUCAGUGGUUCUUCCAGCUCCUGAACAGUCAAAAUCCCACUUUUGGGCAACAGCCACAAGAUUGGGGACCCCAGCACUUCUGGGACGACGUAAGACUUCGCCUCCUGGCUAGCACGGAAAACGAGAGCAAGGAGGAGUUCCUGGGAGCUGAGCUGGUGAGCUUACGCCUUCAGGCGUUAUCACGGGACGAAAGUCUCCUCUUCAGCCCCAACCUGGAGCCUCCUGGCCUGAGGACUAUAUCGACAGCGCAUGGUUUGGUGGUAGUGGCAGUGGCAGGCACCAUUCACAGGGGGCAAGCCUGUCUCGGUAUUUUUGAGCAGGUCUUUGGCCUUAUCCGUUCCCCACUGAACGACAACAGUUGGAAGAUGAAAUGUAUUGACUUGAAAAUAAGGGCAAAGAACUCUGUCAAAGACCAAGAUGAGCUGGUCUCACCUGCACUGACUUAUAGCUCAAGUGAACUACAGCUGCUCUGUAGCUGAAGGCAACAUGUGGACAUAGCCUAAGCAGGCAUUUGUUGUAAUGGAUAACAUGUUUCAUUCCAUAACAUGUUUCAUUCCAUAACUCUUCAAUGACCUUCCCUAUCUCUUCAUGGACCAUUUUGAAGGCAGUCUGCAAUGAAUUCUUCUCUAAAUAUGACUCUUCCCUCAGGUUGGCAGUUUGAUUAUGUGCCUGGGUUCUCAUUCUGCUUUGGGUUUUUAAGCAAUAGAAAGGAGAAUGGGUUUUAAUUUCAGUCCAUUGUUUAAGUGUAUGCCAACAAUCAUAUCUCUGAAAAAACUAGCUGAGGGCAGCAUCUUCAUAUUUAUUACCUCUAGGAAUAUUCUAUCAUAAGUAAAAAGGUGAAAGGACAUUACGCAAAAGCAAGAUUUCUGUUGGUUUCCUAGAAAGAUUUUUGGAACUUAUUGUAUACAAUACAAUAAAAAUAGAAUACAUACUUUUUUAAAA
Molecule: messenger RNA, 1432 nt
Organism: Clupea harengus (Atlantic herring)
Lineage: Eukaryota; Metazoa; Chordata; Actinopteri; Clupeiformes; Clupeidae
Gene: c2h3orf38
Product: chromosome 2 C3orf38 homolog
Source: RefSeq, a predicted model, not a curated record